GAAUGGGUAACGAUGGCAGAAGUCUACAAUGUCUUUGCCAUGCUAAACUUCCGACUGUCACACUCGCAAUUGAAUGAAGGGAUCCGACAUCAUCUUAUCAUGGAGCUGUUACACAAUAUAGAAGCUAUUAUCUUUUCAUUAUCCUUCUGUUUUGGUUGAAUUCGGGACAGAUUGAUCGAAGAACGAUGGCUCUUUUCUUGUGAGGUGGCCAUAAUCGGUGGACGACCAACCAGUCCUGAAGAAUGUAGGAUGAGACUGUUAACAAGAGUUUUCUUACUGCUGUUUGCCAUAUCACUUGCAUCACUUGUUUUUAUUGGCCGCUGCGGUCUCAAGUUAGAAGAAGAGAUGAGAAUAGCUGAGAAUUCAGUUUCAGGACCGACAUUUCCUGAAAUUAGUUCUCCACAACCGAGCUAUUAUGUGGAAUUGUUAAAACAAAAAGAAAAAGAACAUCAAAUUGAAAGAGAUAAAUUGAAACAGGAGAUAUCACAACUGAGGAAACAAGUGGCAGUUCUACAGAAAUAUCAAGACGGUAUUCAACCAAUUCCAAUUAAAAUGUCAUCCAAGUCAAAUGAAAUUCCUAUUGCAGAUGAAUGCGAAGAUUUUCUAAAGAAACAAAUAAACGCUGCAGAAAUUAAACGGGGUGUUCAGUUAAACAACGAGUAUGAAGUGAUACCUUUCAGUCAUUUUACGUUUAGUAGGGUCUAUCCAGUCGAAUUGGGUUUGGGUAAGAGAGUUGUGGAAAAACCCAUUGGAUACAGGCGCAAAGAUUUACUAGAAGUUUUUGUCAGAACUUUAGAAGUGAUCAAUAAAGAUCGACACGGCAAACAGAGGUACACUGUUGAUGAUUUCGUCGAAGGUAUUUAUAGAAAUGAACCAACAACCGGGGCCCAAUAUCAGUUAUACUUUCGUGAAAAAAAUGCCACUCGUCACUAUCGUAAAGUGGUACUGAUGAGACCGUUUGGCCCAGUUCAAACUAUCUCCAACGAUCUAGUCAAGACCACAAAAGAAUUAAUCAACAUAAUCUUACCACUGUCUGGCAGAAUCGAAGUCUUUCGAAGCUUCAUGGAGAAAUUUGUUAAGGUGGGCAUCAAACACGAUAAAAGAAUUUAUUUAACUGUGGUUUAUUUUGGAGAAGAGGGUCUUCGAGAGGUACAAGUGAUUUUAACUCAGGUAUCACGUCAGACCAGAUUUCGAAAUAUUAAACUUUUAACUCUGAACGAAACAUUUUCGAGAGGGAAAGGGCUUCAGGCAGGUGUUCAUUAUUGGACCAAAGGAGAAGUGUUACUUUUUAUGUGUGACGUCGACAUUGUCUUCUCUACUAAAUUUCUCGAACGUUGUAGAUUGAACACUCAACCAGGUAAACGUGUAUAUUACCCGAUUGUCUUUUCUCUAUAUAAUCCUCAUAUUGUGUAUACCCUUCAAGGCAAACCCAUUCCUUCAGAAACGGAGCAGUUGGUGAUUUCCAGAGAUACAGGAUUUUGGAGAGAUUUCGGAUAUGGCAUGACAUGUCAAUAUAGAAGUGAUUUUAUUAAUGUCAAAGGAUUUGACGAGGAUAUUGUAGGAUGGGGAGGAGAAGACGUUAUGCUUUAUCGUAAAUACGUUCGAAGUCAUUUAACUGUCGUUCGUUCUACAGAUCCUGGUAUAUUUCAUAUUUGGCAUUCUAAAACUUGCGAUCCUAAACUUUCAAUGGAGCAAUAUCGAGCGUGUUUGAGGUCACGUGCUCUUAGUGAAGCAUCUCACGCCCAGCUUGGUCUAUUGGCAUUUGGUGACGAAUUAAAAAAAUAUCAGAAAUCUUCGGGAGUAACUGAAGGUGCAUCUGCUCCCUCCAGUGUUUUAGAUAUUCCCGAAGGAGUUGUCGAGGAAAGUGGAAGAGAAAUUUAACCUAAAUGAAAUAUUUAAAAAGCAGAAUUUCUUAAAGCACAAUUUAUAAAACUGCACAUUGAAACGUUUCUAUUCGAAAAAAAGAGAGGAUUAAAAAAAGUACUUAAUUAAUCUAAAAAUUAAUUUUAAGGAAAAAAAAUUAACGUGUUAAAAACAUUAUUUGUUGAUUGACUAAAUUAUUUAUAAGUGUUAAUUAGAAAGUUGACAGGGUAUAGGGCCUACAUUUUUUAAAAUUAUUCCUAUCAAAAAAAAAGAAGAAAAAACAAGAAGAAAACAUUUUAUAAAUUUACAAACAAAAAAAUUUUAUUAUUAAAAUAUUCGGAAAAUUAUUCCUUUUAUAUAUUUUUAUUUGAUAUAUUUAACUUCAAUAUUAGAACAUUCGCAACUUUUGUUAUGUUUUAUGAGGACUGUGAUCAAGCCUUGGUCACGUUUCACUUCUAUAGAAGGUCGCUGUAGAUAUAUAUAUAUAUAUAUAAUAUAUGACAUAUUAUAUAUAUAUUUGAGGCGUGCAAUCAACGUGACGUAAUGAACGGGCCAAGUGCAACAUACAUCCAAGUCUUCCAAAAAGAAAAAAACGUAGUUGAUAUCCAUUAGUGUCAUUCUAGUCGAAAUCUGUAUAACGUGGCCUAGUUAUGGUAAAUUAUUUACCAUAUCUGAUGUAUUCGUGGAAAUUAAUUUCCAUAGAAUUAAAUAUGGCACACCAAAGUCUGUGAGUUUUUCUUCUUCAGCA
Centruroides sculpturatus (bark scorpion) is the source of this 2611-nucleotide messenger RNA. RefSeq names its product chondroitin sulfate N-acetylgalactosaminyltransferase 2-like. Gene Ontology annotation, molecular function: glucuronosyl-N-acetylgalactosaminyl-proteoglycan 4-beta-N-acetylgalactosaminyltransferase activity. The record is from RefSeq and is a predicted model, not a curated record. The transcript is spliced from 3 exons. Bases 250 to 1881 code for a protein of 543 amino acids. Gene Ontology annotation, cellular component: Golgi cisterna membrane. NCBI's taxonomy places the organism in Eukaryota, Metazoa, Arthropoda, Arachnida, Scorpiones, Buthidae.